Mycena citricolor is the source of this 1014-nucleotide messenger RNA. The record is from the annotation of a GenBank genome assembly. Lineage: Eukaryota; Fungi; Basidiomycota; Agaricomycetes; Agaricales; Mycenaceae.
AUGGCUCAGAAUAAUGUCGUCUACGGAAACUAUAUCGCGGCACAAGGCCGGUAUCUUUCCGUCACCAAUCUCUGGCUUCCUCUGGCGGCCGAUUUCGACUUCAAAGCCCACCUCACCCCUCCUCUCGACAUCUACCCCGAUCACUCCGUCUCCUAUACCUUAAACGAACGGAACGCGUGGAACUGUCAGGUGGAGAUGCACAACGUCACCAGCCGCAACGCCACUUUCAGUUAUUACCACGCGGCAUGUUCGAACAGUCUUGUUCUUGGUCAAGACGUGGGUGCGCAUCUUCGGGCAUUUUACGCAUAUACAACCGACGAAAUGGACGAUUUCGUCGAAUCGCCCAAUAUAUGCGCUAUUACGGGUCCGCUUCCCACCUACCUCCAGGUGUACAUCGAGAAGGCGCGAAACCAGAAGGCGCGCGUAGAGGAGGCGGGGAAAGGGGCACGCGACUUGGAGCGCGCGUCGAAAGACAAGGAGAAGUCGCUUCCUCCUUUGGCGGGAUGUCUGCAACGGAGUACCGCCGCUUUUUCGGUCACCACACGAGCCUCCCAAGAGAUUCCUCAUCUCUUCCUGUGUUCGAUGGCCGAGAAGAUUCCUAUUCCUCUACAUUGCUUCACUGAUAAGUUUCUGAAGAAGAUAAACGGCGCACCACGGGCCAUCGACACAAAACAAGUCCGUUCGAUUCGUUGCGAGGGCGAGAAGGUCACGGUAGUCGACGACAAGAAACUCGAGGAGAAGGAGGGAGGUGACGCUUCGCACGAGCGUCUCUCGCUUUACGAAUGGUCCCAGGCGAUGCGAAACCUUGUGAAAGCGCUUGCAUUCCUCUGCAGCCCCGAUUCCACCUCGCUGCCAGAACAGGAUUCGACCACAUACGCGACGGAGAUGGCCAAACACCUCGCUUUCGUCGAAAACCUGCAGCAAUUUGAGGCCGGAUACUCCACCUGGUACUCUCAAGAACGUGAAUUGUGUCUUCUUCUGCUCAGUGGCGCUGCAUUUGAGCAGACACAAUAG